AAUACGCAACUUAAUCCUAGAAUAAUUAUUUAAAAUGAAGCCAAUCAUUAUUGUACACGGUGGAGCCGGGGAUAUUCCCCAAAAUCGCGUGCAAGGUAAAUUAGACGGGAUGCGAGUAGCUGUGACUAUCGGCCACGAAGUUUUGGAAAGGGGUGGCAGCGCUCUUGAGGCCGUAGAGGCUGCCGUUGUUUCUAUGGAGUUGGAUGAGAACUUCAAUGCAGGUUACGGCUCUGUUUUAAAUCUUCGUGGUGAGGUGGAGAUGGAAGCUAGCAUAAUGUGCGGUAAAAACUUGGAUGUUGGUGCUGUUACUCUGAUUAAAGAUUUUUUGCACCCAAUAAGCAUUGCGCAUAAAGUUUUGACUGAUUCUCCUCACAGUUUACUCGGUGCUGAAGGUGCUAAAUUGUUCGCUCUAGAGAAGGGUUUUGAAACAGUGCCACCCGAGUCUCUUAUAUCGGAAAACGCUAAAGCGGCUCUACAUAAAAUAUUAAAAGACGGUGACUAUACCAGGACUGAAAUUGGGGUCGCAGACGAGGGCGGUGUAGGAACAGUUGGAGCUGUAGCAAUAGACGCUGAAGGUCACAUAGCUGUAGCUACGAGCACCGGAGGCAUGAGUGGGAAAGCUGUUGGCCGAAUUGGUGACACGCCACAAAUCGGCAGUGGAACUUACGCCGAUGACAACGUAGGCGGCGUAUCAACCACAGGACAUGGAGAGACAAUCCUUAAAUUUUGCCUCGCUCAUACCAUUGUAAACAAAAUGAGAGACGGAACUCAAGCUGAUGUAGCAACGCGGAAUGCUGUAAACGAAAUGACAGCUCGUUUAAAGAAUACUGCUGGCGCAAUAACUUUGUCCAAGAAUGGAGAUAUUGGAGUCCACUUUUCGUCAAAUCGAAUGUCAUGGGCGUAUAUUAAAGAUGGUUCAAUAUUUUAUGGCAUUGAACCUGGACAAGUGCUUGUACACAAAUAUUGUCCAGAUUGCAAAUGAAUGUAUAUCUAUGUAUAUAUCUACAUAUUACAUA
Molecule: messenger RNA, 1016 nt
Organism: Cydia amplana
Lineage: Eukaryota; Metazoa; Arthropoda; Insecta; Lepidoptera; Tortricidae
Product: probable isoaspartyl peptidase/L-asparaginase CG7860
Exons: 6
Coding region: 35-982 (315 amino acids)
Cellular component (GO): cytoplasm
Molecular function (GO): beta-aspartyl-peptidase activity; asparaginase activity
Source: RefSeq, a predicted model, not a curated record